Molecule: messenger RNA, 1581 nt
Organism: Opisthorchis viverrini
Lineage: Eukaryota; Metazoa; Platyhelminthes; Trematoda; Opisthorchiida; Opisthorchiidae
Exons: 4
Coding region: 1-1581 (526 amino acids)
Biological process (GO): DNA integration; translational initiation
Molecular function (GO): RNA binding; translation initiation factor activity
Source: RefSeq, a predicted model, not a curated record
AUGGCUACUGCGGUCACUGGGCAAUGUCAGGAAGGCAAGGCGGAAGAAGCCCCCUGUGAAUUGCAUCCGCUUCAGGAUUCAUGGACAUAUUAUUUAUUUCUUUUCAAGAGUAGUGGACUUUGGGAUGAAAGUUUAGAAAAAGUAGCAACUUUUUCCACAAUUGAACAUUUCUGGAGCGUUAUGCUGCACACAGAUCCACCCUCCGGCAUCGCUAAUGGAACGGAUGUUUACAUGUUCCGUUCAGAGAUUCAGCCUCGUUGGGAAGACCCGAAAAACGAAUCUGGUGGCCGCUGGUUGUUGAACCUCUCAUCCAGCAGCCCGAUUGAUAGCAGAAUAUCCGCAUUCUGCAAGCUGAAAACCAUGCUCAGCUCUGAUAUGCUGCUGACCCACUACGACCCGAAAUUACCGAUUAUUGUGGCAGCUGACGCCUCCAACUGUGGAGUCGGUGCUGCCAUCCUACACGUCUUCCCAGAUGGAUCAGAGAAAGCCAUUAUGCAUGCGUCGAAAUCGCUAACUCCAGCAGAACAGCGAUACGGCCAAAUAGAGAAAGAAGCGUUGGCACUGGUGUUUGCGGUUCGGCGUUUCCACAAGCUACUGUAUGGCCGCCGUUUCACUCUACUCACCGAUCACAAACCACUGCUCUCCAUUUUUGGUUCAAAGGAAGGUGUUCCAGCGCACUCUACCAACCGCCUGCAAAGAUGGGCUCUGAUUGUGCUGGGUUACGCAUACUGGCCGCACAUGGACCAGCACAUCACUGAUUUUGUAAAACGCUGCUCCCGAUGUCAACAAGCUUCAAAGAAUCCGCCACACCAACCACCGGUUCCUUGGCCUCGACCUGAAAAGCCCUGGUCUCGGAUCCACAUUGAUCACGCAGGACCGAUACGUGGCACUUUUUGUUUGGUUUUGAUUGACGCUUUUUCCAAGUGGCGAGAAAUCGUUCCUGUGUCAUCUCCAACAACAUCUAGUACGCUGAGAGUGUUAUCCAACAUUUUCAGUCAGCAUGGAUUACCGGAGUCCAUAGUCUCAGACAAUGGUUCGCCGUUCACCUCUGCUGAGUUCCGCGACUUCUGCACUCGACAUGCGAUAACACACGUUCGUUCACCACCGUACCACCCACAAUCGAACGGUCAAGCAGAAAGGUUCGUCGACACAUUCAAGAGGGCUUUGCUUAAAGCUCGAGGGGAGGAGACAUCCGUCGAAGCCCUUCAGGGAUUCCUGUUUGUGUACCGAACGACCCCGAAUGACGCUUUGGCAAGCCACCAGUCACCUGCAGAGGCACUCAUGGGCCGUAAACUGAGAACUGUGCAUUCUUCCAUGUUGCCAACACAACCUACUGAGUCAAGGUCCAUACCGGUGGCAGUUGGAACCCCAUUCAAGGUGGGAACGCCCGUGCUUGUCCGUGACUAUCGCCCAGGACAUGAUUCAUGGAUUGCAGGUCGUAUCUUGCGCAAACGCGGUAGUGUAAUGUACGACGUGUCGGUUGGUCAAGACACCUGGACCAGACAUCAAAACCAACUCCGCCUUAACAGCACGCCGGAAACUCAAGUGUGUUCAGGUACCGUACGGUUGGACGUUGCUUGA